AUGAGGAGAGCUGAGGAAAUGAAGAACCUGAAGAAGGAUGUCCAGAAGAAGGGCACGACUACUACUACUACUACUACCCAAAAAGAUGUAUCAGCCAUGGCUGGAAGUUUAAAGAAGAAGGCUAGCGGAUCUGAUGAAGAACGUGUCUCGGCUACCCACAGUCAGGUUGAUGAGAAGGAAAACGAUGACGAGGUUCAGUGGCACGCUGAAACAUCUGCGGAGGCAGUUCCUUGGCGCAUCCAGGAACAAUUGAGUUCUGCUACUGCUGAAAUGGUUAUGCUUUCUACCAUUGAUACGGGGAAGAAGGCCAAAGAAACAGCAAAAGCAAAUGGCAGCAGCCUGGAAGUUGCUGUUUCUCCUAGAGCCGAGGAGAAAUUGAUAUCGAAAGAGAACGAGAAGACGAGUUCUGUCAGGACUCUAGCCAACGAGUUAAAGGAAAGCAUUGGUAAAGGAAUCGCUCCAGGCCAGCUGCCUGGUCUUCUGGAUUCACUGCCUGAUUUGGAUAAAGGAAAAGAUGGAUGCUUUGCUUAUGGCUUUGUUCGAGGGCAAGGGACUCGCGAAGGAAGCUGCCAAGAAGAAGAUGUAUCUGGCUGCUGCCAUUGUAGCCCAAGGUGGAGAUUCCACAGUUGCUUCUACUUGGUUCCAUCCAGGGUUUCUUUCAGGAAUCUUGUUCAGGUGUGGAAGUGGCUGUUGCUCUCAUAG
This is a messenger RNA of Linum tenue, 702 nucleotides long. NCBI's taxonomy places the organism in Eukaryota, Viridiplantae, Streptophyta, Magnoliopsida, Malpighiales, Linaceae. The record is from the annotation of a GenBank genome assembly.